Molecule: messenger RNA, 3391 nt
Organism: Hypanus sabinus (Atlantic stingray)
Lineage: Eukaryota; Metazoa; Chordata; Chondrichthyes; Myliobatiformes; Dasyatidae
Product: ras-like GTP-binding protein RHO
Exons: 1
Coding region: 269-859 (196 amino acids)
Biological process (GO): small GTPase-mediated signal transduction
Molecular function (GO): GTPase activity; GTP binding
Source: RefSeq, a predicted model, not a curated record
AGAUUACAGCCCACUCCACAUUUCAUUUUCCCCUGGUUACUCAUCUCGCCGUGUUGGCUCCGUCCCGCAACCAGUCGAACCUGAUUGGGAGGUCGGCGUUCCAGCCGAGCCCAUAAAACGCAGGCAGUCGCACCUUGUGAUACUCGGGAGAUUGGCAGCGAGGGGCAAAUGGUCCUGCUCCCGCGCACGGAGUCGCCGAACUGACCCGACGAUUCCCCCCGCCCCGUGGGCAGAUCGGACCCUGCGGUACUUCGGAAGCGGUGUUUCCAUGUCGACCAUGAGCUUAAGGAGGAAGCUGGUGGUGGUGGGAGACGGGGGCUGCGGUAAGACCAGCCUGCUGUUCGUCCUGAGCCGGGACGAGUUCCCCGAGGGUUACGUCCCCACCGUCUUCGACACCUACGUGGCGGACAUCGUGGUGGACGAGAGGCAGGUGGAGCUGGCGCUGUGGGACACGGCGGGCCAGGAGGACUACGACCGCCUGCGACCCCUCUCCUACCCCGACACCCACGUCAUCCUGCUCUGCUUCUCGGUCGGCAGCCCCGACUCGCUGUGGAACAUCCCGGAGAAGUGGGUGCCCGAGGUGCGGCACUUCUGCCCCGGCGUGCCCGUGCUGCUGGUGGGCAACAAGAGGGACCUGCGCGCCGACGAGCGGACCCGGCGGGAGCUGGCCCGCAGCAAGAAGGAGCCGGUGCGCUGGGAGGAGGGCCGCGCCGUGGCCGACAAGGUCGGCGCCUACGCCUACCUGGAGUGCUCGGCCAAGACCAAGGAGGGCGUCUGGGAGGUGUUCGAGACGGCCACCCGGGCCACGCUGAAGGACGCGGAGCCCGGGUGCUUCAGCUGUUCCUGCGCAGUGAUGUAGGCCGGACGCUGCCCAGGAGGGCAAGAGGGCGCAGAUCUUAACCCGUCCGAGGAAGCAAUGGGGAGAGGGGAGGGGGUAUUAACUGGGGUGGGGGGGGGGAAGAGACUGCAUCUCAGUUUGACGAUAAAGAAGAUGCUGUUUGACUGGGGAGACUGAAGUUCGACAUCCUCAUGAGGAUGUACUGAGGGACCCCUCCCUCAACCACAGCUGGAUCCUGUGCGGGGAGCAUUCCCUGCUGCUGUGGGGAGUAAAUCCUCUCUUCCGAACACUGUUUCACCCCCGCCCCGCCAACUUCACUUGAAAGUAAAACGGGUCACCUGAUUUUUUUCCCCGUGGGAUCUUGCUGUGCACAUUAUGGCUGCCUUGUUUCUUCCGGAGCAAACAGCACUUUUAAAAAUUACUCACGUGAUUCUUAAAGCACCGGACACCUUCUGAGAUGAGAUAAAUGCAUAAUUUUCCUUUAUAUUAUUAAUAUAUUAUAGAAAAUGUUCAAACUUGCUUAAAAAAAAAUCUUACCUCUGUUAACAAGUGGAAGUAUUUUGUGUUGUAGCAGAUGACUGCUAUGGUUCCACUGAUAGACAUUAUUUUGUGUACAGAAUGGCUACAUUUUCUUUACAGACUGUAGUAAAGGGCUAUACUCCUGUAAUUUAAUAAUUUCCUUGUCUUUUGAUAUUUAUUGGCUGAAAUAUGAAAGAUGGAAAAUUUAUUUAACACUGAUUUGUCAUGCACUUUUCCUUGUGGCUAUAAAGGGUGUGGGCAAGUUCUGACAAUGGGAUCGUAGCCAUCACAAACUAUAUUUAAUUAUAAAUUUAAUUUAUUUUUAAUUUGGAGCUGGUCCAACAAGCCCAUGCUGCCCAAUUACACCUAUUUAGACUCAAUUAACUAGCGGUGAGAAUUGAACCUAAGUAACACACUCAAAAUGCUGGAGGAACUCAGUGGGCCAGGCAGCAUCUAUGGAAAAAAGUACAGUUGAUGUUUUGGGCCAAAACCCUAUUGCAAGACUUGAGGGAAAAAAGCUGAGGAAUAGAUUUGAAAGGUGGGUGAGGGGAGAGAGAAACAAAGGGGGGAGGAGAUGAAGCAAAGAGCUAGGAAGGUGAUCGGUGAAAGAGAUGGAGGGCCUUGGACGAAAGGGGGGGAAGGAGAAGCAAAUGGAGGCAAUGGGCGGGCAAGGAGAUAAAUUGAGAGAGGGACAAGGGUAUAGGAAAUGGUGAAGGAGGGGUGGAGGCAAUACUGGAAGUUUGAGAAAUCAAUGUUCAUGCCAUCAGGUUGGAGGCAGCCAAACGAUGUAAGGUGUUGUUCCUCGAACAUAAGUGUGGCCUCAUCCCGGCAGUGGAAGAGGCCAUGGAUGAACAUAUCAGGAUGGGAAUGGGAAGUGGAAUUAAAAUGGGUGGCCACUGGGAGAUCCCGCUGGUUCUGGCAGAUGGAGCGUAGAUUCUCGGCGAAGCAGUCUCCCAAUCUACGUCGGGUCUCACUGAUGUACAGUAUUGAACCCCGGCUACUGGCGAUGUGCUAACUGCUACACUACCCUGCCGCCCUGUUAGCGAAGAGUGCCAAACUAUCGUUUUUAUGAAAUUAGAUUUCAUUCCCCUUGGUGCACUGUGGGUAAACACAGCGUAACAGCACAGUACAGGCCCUUCGGCCCACGAUGUGAUGGCUGUUUAACCUACACCAAGAUCAAUCUAACCCUUCCCUCCUAUGCAGCGCUCGGUUUAUCUAUCACCCAUGUGCUCAUCAAAGAGUUUCUUAAAUGCCCCUAAUGUGUCUGCCUCUGCCAGCAGGUGAUUAAAAAGCAAGCAGACAAAGUAUAAAUCCAGGCCAUCGCAGUGUAAGAUCUCCAGGUUGUGGGGCCUUAACUCAAUUCACCUACAGGAUCACUGAGCAACAGAGCGGGCCUCAUGCCCCCGGGGUGAGGAGCUUGCAGAGGCAAGAGAGAAGAUGGGUGUGAAUGAAGAUUAAGCAGGGUUUUUUAGCCUAGGCAGACUGUGGUCAUGCAAUAAGUAGAGUCAGAGGACUACGGCACAGAAACAGGCCCUUUGGCCCAUUUAGUCUCUGCUGAACUGUUACUCGGCCUAGUGCCAUCGACCCACAGCUCUCUAUAUCCGUCAUGCCCCUGGACGCCCAAACUUCUCUUAAAUGUUGGAAUCAAGCCUUCCCCAGACAGCUUGUUUAACACUCACAAUAUCCCCUGAGUGAAGAAGUUCCCUUUAAAUAUUUCACCUUUCACCCUUAACCUAUGACCUUUGGUUCUAGUGUCACCCAACCUCAGGAAGAAGAAAAGCCUGCUUGCAUUAACCCCUCAUAAUUCUGAACACCUCUAUCAAAUCUCCCCUCACUCCCUAUGCGCCGGGGGGGGGGGGAUGAUCAGAACUACACCCUAUUUGCCUUCAACAAUGUCUUAUACUACUUCAAGAUGACAUCCAUCUCCUGUACUCAGUACUUUGAUUUCUGAAAGUCAAUGUGCCAAAAGCUCUCGUUAUGAUCCUACUGUAUAUUCUCCCACUUGGGAUCAAUAAAGUACAUAUUCUUAUUGUA